AUGUUUGUCGGUGUGAGCCCGGAAUUUGAAGUUGCCCUCUACACGGUUUGUUACUACGCCAGGCCCAACAAACGCUGUCCCAUGCGUGUCAAUGGGAAAACGUUCGACGUCAAGACGUUUCAGCAACUGGAUUCUGCCAAAAAUGAAACUUAUCUCGGUUCUGCUUUUGCCCAGUUGUUUGACAAGCAUCCCAAGUACAAGGACAAGUUUUACAAAUUAAAAGACAUCCCCAAUGAUCAGUUGCCGACCAACAAAGCCCUCGCCUGUCACUCACUCAUGUUCACUCGCGCCAUUGAGACUAUGGUUGAGAAUGUCGACGACAAGGACAUGAUGGAAGAGAUUUUGCUGAGAUUGGCAUACAGACAUAUUCGACUGGACCUUUGUGACAAAGACCUGCAGCGAGUGAGUGACCUUUUCAUUGACCAACUGGACAAAAGUGAACAUCAAAUCUGGAAGCAAGCUUUUCACAAGCUGAAUCCACAGAUUGGAAUCUUUUUGGACAGCCUGAAGCGAGAAGGUCAUGUUUGAUAUUCUUGUGGUGUUACUUCUUUCCUUUCAAUAUCAUGUAAUUUUGGCAACUAGAGGGGAAUGAAAUAUAAAAUGGAAUCUGUGGAUGGUUUUUAAUUGAAAAUACCACAA
Notodromas monacha is the source of this 639-nucleotide messenger RNA. The record is from the annotation of a GenBank genome assembly. Lineage: Eukaryota; Metazoa; Arthropoda; Ostracoda; Podocopida; Cyprididae.